CACUCUUCAAGAUCCACGCAACAGCACCUUCUUCAUCGACUACAAGUUUACAACCGUGAAGACCAAGAGAUGUUUUACGAAGGCGAUAUCCGGGACGGCAUAAGCCUGGCUCUUCAGCAGUCCAAAGCUGUUCUAUGUUUUUUGCAUGACCAGUCUGAGACGAGUACGCAGUGGGAGGAUGUCUUGAACAGAGAACCCGUCAAGGCUGCCAUGACCUCGCAAGCAAUCGCCCUGAGGCUUGAAGCAGGUACACCAGAGGCCCGGUUCCUUUCCCCCAUAUGCCCCAUAAACAGCCCACCUGCGAUCGUUGUGAUAAAGUAAGGACUCCAACGGUGGGAUGCCGGUGCGCACUAACGACAUAAGCAAUGGGCAGUUGCAAGAGAAUCUUCAGUCUGCCGAGGUUUCAACUACGGACCUUGAGAGACGUCUGAUGCAUACGUUUGGUGUCGAAGAUGCUGGAGAUGAAACGGCCGCCGAAUCUAACGCUGAGCAGGGAGGGCAAACUUCUCAAAGAGAACCUGAGUAUCUCGAUCUACAACCUGUGACAGGCGGAAUGCGACUACCGAACAAUGCCUACGACGCCCUGCGGGACUAUACCCAGAAACUACUUGACGGCAGCACGUCUCCCUCCGAGGUUUUCGAGACUCAACUGAAUCUGAUGAACAAUAUACCAAUCUUCCAUGACGAGGUGAAGCGGCUAAGAGAAGGCGCACGUCGAGAGGUAUCGGAAUAUGCACGUUCGAGGCUCUUACGCCUACCAGCCGUUGGACUCCGGAUACCUAGCCAGGCACAGUCGUCUUCUGUGUCGACCGUAUCUCCUCGAUCACAACCACAGCGACCCGCACCGCCGAGCCCUGCUCCUCUACCGGUGGCAACGACACCACAGCCGCAACAGCACGAUACAGCAUCCUUGCCAUCCGAUCGACCGACCACCGAUCGACAAAAGGCCCAGCGAGCAGAAUACAUCAAGAUGCAGCGCGAACGAGAGCAGAAGCAGCGUGACGAGCGCGAGCGGAUCAAGGCACAAAUAAAGGCCGAUCGCGAAGAACGUCGACGCCUCGACGAACUGCGGAAACAAGGUGAACCAGGCCACCCAUCGUCUGAACCCUCGCCUGCAUCAAAGACAAGAAACACAGAAGUAAGAGUGCAAGUCCGCACCUUUGACGGCAGCACAUUGCGAUCUACCUUCCAAGCCACCUCCACCCUAACGAAGGACAUCCGGCCCUGGAUUGAUUCCGAGUCUACCACGACUGCGCCGUACAAUCUCAAACUCAUCCUGACACCUCUGCCGAACCGAAGCAUUGAAGCCGCCGAAGAGGAUCAAGAACUGCGCAAUCUCGGUAUCGUCGGCAGUUGUACUUUCGUCAUGGUUCCUGUCAAGGGCUAUGUAGAAUCGUACACGGGUUCUUCGACAGGAGGACUCCUCAGCUCUGCUGUCAGUGGAGGCUACAACCUCGUCAGCGGCACUGCAGGAAUGGUCUUCGGCGGGGUGAAGAGUAUUCUGGGUUAUAAUCAGCCAACAACGGUGGGAAAUGCCUCAUCCAACCCCCAAGGACAAUCUUCGACACCACAGAAUGCAGCGAGGAAUGUGCGCGUCCGCACAUUAGCCGACCAGCGGGCGGAGAGUGCGAAGCGGGACCAGCAGUUCUACAACGGGAAUCAACUCAAUUUCGAGCCGAACAAGGAUGACAAUGAUAAGAAAGACUAGCGCUCGCCUGGAAGAAUCAUUGGUCAGGUCCAGAUAGAGACGCGGGACAUCUCCAUGAUAGAGGAAAGGAGCUUUCGUGGUCUGUCCAGUGCACUUCAUACUACAAGAUGAGCGAUAUACAACGGUUGGGACAUCUGGUGCUUCAGGCCAUUACCACAUCUCCGGCAUGAAUGUCGCUUUGAGGCUGGGAAUGCACAUCUCUUGAUUUCAAGCUCAAGCUGAUCCUAUCGGGUGCUUGUCCGAUGUUGAGCAAUCGAGAGAGACCUUGAACUAUCUAUAUAAAUCAACACUCCAAUCGUGCGUCAAACCCCCUGCUUUGAACUUGGCACAAUACAAAGUAAUUAGCAUUAA
Messenger RNA from Exophiala xenobiotica, 2059 nucleotides. RefSeq lists its product as hypothetical. Gene Ontology annotation, molecular function: protein binding. Bases 338 to 1708 code for a protein of 456 amino acids. The record is from RefSeq and is a predicted model, not a curated record. Lineage: Eukaryota; Fungi; Ascomycota; Eurotiomycetes; Chaetothyriales; Herpotrichiellaceae. The transcript is spliced from 4 exons.